CCACCUUCCUUGUAGCCCACACACAGCUAACUUCACAUUCCUGCUGACAGCAGUGAUUCCUACGUGUGUGUGUGUGUGUGUGUGUGUGUAUCAGCUGACACUAGUAUGAUGCUAGCAUGUUAGCUUCGGAGUUAACAGCUACAUUUUCUGUAAUAGUUCGUCGAGAUAGCAGCGCUCAACUCCUACGUGGUUUGACGACUUGAAUUGAAAUCGUUUCUCCUGGUUGCAAACACUAAUUACCGUGCUCAAGGGGAGGUGUUUUACUUUCUUUAAAAAUAGACUACCUGUUUGGAACAUUCGCAGACUAGCAGCUAGGAAGCAAAUCCUAGCACGGAGCAACAGUGGCUAGCUAUGACUUCAGGUUAGCUAACCUGCGGGCGUCUUCAUGGAGAGCAAAGCUUUGACUUUAAGUCAAAGCUUUUCAGUCUAGUGCGAAGUUGUGAGAACAGACUGUGAGGUAAAUGUUGAUUAAAUGGCAAAAACUAAGCAGGGUAAUGGACUGGACUGGGGCAGCACAGACAAGCUGACAGAUAAUGGGAAAGACGGGUUGUAUGGACGUGAGGCAGAGGUAAAUGGCAAUGCCAUCCCUCAGGAGGAGCGGGUGGAUAAGUACGGAUUCAUCGGUGGAGCCCAGCAGUCCGGUGGAGAAGCUACAGAAGAAAUUCCCAUUGAGGUCCUGAGACUACGAGAGUCAAAAUGGCUGGAGAUGCUCAACAACUGGGACAAGUGGAUGGCCAAGAAACACAAGAAGGUGAAAGAGCGCUGUCAGAAGGGGGUCCCCCCAUCGCUGCGUGGCCGAGCCUGGCUCUACCUCACUGGGGGCAAGGUGAAGAGGGAGCAAAACCAGGGCAGAUUUCAGGAACUGGAUGACCAACCAGGAACUUCAAAUUGGGUAGAUAUAAUUGAGAGAGAUCUUCAUCGGCAGUUUCCCUUUCACGAGAUGUUUUCAGCAAGAGGAGGUCAUGGGCAGCAGGACCUGUUCCGUGUUUUGAAGGCUUAUACACUGUAUCGUCCAGAAGAAGGUUAUUGUCAGGCUCAGGCUCCUAUUGCUGCUGUUCUCCUGAUGCAUAUGCCAGCUGAGGAUGCUUUCUGGGUUCUUGUCCAGAUUUGUGAAAAAUACCUUCCUGGAUACUACAGCACAGGACUGGAGGCGAUCCAGCUGGACGGUGAGAUCCUGAACGCUCUGCUGAAGAAGGUUUCCCCUGUGGCCCAUGGCCACCUGAAGAAGCACAAGCUGGAGCCAAUCCUGUACAUGACCGAGUGGUUCAUGUGCGCCUUCUCUCGCACUCUGCCGUGGGCUUCAGUGCUGCGUGUUUGGGACAUGUUCCUUUGUGAGGGAGUGAAGAUCCUGUUCAAGGUUGGCCUGGUUCUCCUAAAAUACAUGUUGGGAUCUCAAGAAAAAGUGAAGGCCUGCCAAGGUCUCUAUGAAACAAUGGAGCUGCUGCGAGCUAUAAAGCCUCAGUACAUGCAAGAGCGGUUCCUGGUCCACGAGAUUAUAGCAUUACCAGUGUCUGAGAGAGACAUCGAGAAGGAACAUCAUACUCAGCAGCGCCGCUGGAAGGAGACUCGCGGGGAUCUAAACUGUAAGUCCCCUCCCAGAAUGCACGGCGCCAAGGCCAUCAUGGCCGCCGAGCCACCCAGCCGGCAGGACCUGAGACAGCGGCCCACCAUCAUCGUGGAGUCUCCCCUGGCGACCAAGACGGGCGUGCUGCAAGCAGACGACGCAAAGAGAGGCAAGAAUGGUAAGGAUUGGCCGAAGACGACAAUCCUGCCACCGGUGGAGACGGUGAAUCCUUAUCCUUCUUCCAGUGACCCGUUGCCUCUCCUCAAACACAUGACUUUGCAAGAGUCCAAAGAAAGUCUGAGCAGUGCAGAGCAUGACACUUACCUGUAGCAGGGUAAGUAUCACACCAGUUUACUGAUAAGAAAAAAUCAUUACAUACAGCCUUUACUAAUUUAGCGGAUUCUAGAGCCGUCUGUGAGCCUGUCCUUCACCUCUGUCUGUAGGAGAUGCGACAGGUUUCAGCUUCAGAUGAAUGUUUUUGCUGUCGGGACACUCCAACAAAACAAAAGUUUUGAAAUUUAAAAAAAAAAGGUAAUUAUGAAGUCUUUGUGAAAGAAAUCGAAUGUUUUUAUCUGACAAAAAUCAACGUUUGCAGUGUGAAUCAUGUGUCAAUGCCAGGGAGCAACAGCAGGUGGCGACUGUGUGCACUUUUCUACUCCUUUUGUAAAGUUGAAUAUGACGCUCUGAGCUUCGUAUGACUGAACAUGUAGGGAUUACAGACUCACUAUAUCACUGUUAACAGCUUCUGCUGCUAUUUAUGUCUUAAAGGAAUGCUCUGGUUCUGUGCUCUGUUUAUAAAUGAAGUCUUUUUAUUAUUCUUAAUUUUCUUGAGCACUUUCUAGGUGACAUCAGCCGACAGAGAUUUGCAUUCUUCCUGCUUUUGUUGUUUUUGGUCAUUUGCAGACACAACACUUACUGGGUCUUUUGUGCUGCAUUUGCUAUUGUUUGACACUAGAGGGCGCUUUGAGAUUAUCUCUCUCUGCCUCAGUAGAAACCAGCAGAGGUGGAUUAGGAGCAGAAACAGAAGCUGGGUGUGUGACUCUCAAAUGAAGGAAGAAGUGUGCAGGGAUAUUCUUUUUUUAUUUUUUAACGCCACUAAGCCAAAGAUUUAUAUAACGCAUAUUUUUUUUUGAAAAGUAUGUUUUCCAGACAAUUAUUUUUGUCCUUUAGUUGUUGGGGAAAAUGUAGGGUUUAUAUUGAAGUAAAAGAUAAACAAUGCUGUAUUGAAGAAUGCUAAUAUGAAGCUGUUUUGUACAAUCACGUCGAAAAUUUAUACUAAAAUAUAUUUGAUGCUAGUUAAAAAAAGAGGAGAAUAUGGCAUUGGGAGAUGUUUUUGUUGUUUUGUUGAAAUGCUUAAAUAGUUGUAUAUUUUCAGAUUACUUUGGGGUUUUUUAAUCCUAAUAAAAGACACAGAGAAGUAUAUGUUGAAGCAUUGUUAAAACUGCACAAGCUUAUCAAUCAAACAUGAAUAUGAAUGUCAAAUCAAUUUAAAUGGCACCAUUAGUUACUCUGUUUGAACUUUCAGGAUUUUCUGCACUUUAAUUCAAAGGACCUUUGUUAGAAUUCUAGGUGUCAAAAGUCAAGAGACGUAAACCUUUGAUUGAGCUUUCUGUGCAGAUGUUCAUCUUGUGUCAGGUUAUGGUGCAAAUGAGGAAACGGGUGGAAGUGGAUUCAUAAGCAAUCAAUAUUUAACAUCACCAGUUCUUGAGAUCAAGUUAUGAAAGUCAUGGAAAAAUAGUUUAUUUUACAAACUGUGGGUAUUUCUAAGUAUAUGCUACGGGUUGAUUUUUCUCACACCGCACAUUUAACCAACUGAGCUUCAUUUAGCGAUUAGAAAGAGUGGCUGUCCAGUUAUUCUUGAGGAUGAAGGACACACAGGAUGUUGUUUGUCACCCAAAAAUGUUGAUUCCCUGUUUUUUCUGUCUUUAAGAUUCUCAUUAUUCCUUAAUUAUGUUAAAACAUAACACUGAUUUAGUCUGCGGGCCAUGCAAAUGUGCGACUUCUACUGUUUGAACCAGUAUAAAUUACAUCAAGUGAAUUUAAAAAAAAUCUAUUUAUCAAGACGUGCAAAGCGUUUUUGUACCAAAUUACAACGAAAUCAAUAAAAUUUGAAUCUCUUGCA
Messenger RNA from Solea senegalensis (Senegalese sole), 3686 nucleotides. RefSeq names its product TBC1 domain family member 10A-like. NCBI's taxonomy places the organism in Eukaryota, Metazoa, Chordata, Actinopteri, Pleuronectiformes, Soleidae. The transcript has 9 exons. The coding region runs from base 473 to 1894 and encodes 473 amino acids. The record is from RefSeq and is a predicted model, not a curated record.